Molecule: messenger RNA, 665 nt
Organism: Rubroshorea leprosula
Lineage: Eukaryota; Viridiplantae; Streptophyta; Magnoliopsida; Malvales; Dipterocarpaceae
Source: the annotation of a GenBank genome assembly
AUUUUUCUUUUACUUUUCUCUCUCCCGAAUCAGCCUUCACCCUCCUCUGCAUCAAUCUCCAGCUUCCUCUACCCCCUGCAUAGCCCAGAUCCUCUGCACCGAGCCAUCAUCGCCCCCUCGCAUGCCCUGCACCGCGCCCUACCCCCCUAUCACCGGACUAGCCAUCAUCACACCCUCGCACGCCCUGCACCUACGCCCGAGCCUUGCACCUACGCCCCUGCUCCCUGCUCUGCGCCCAGAUCGUCUGCACUCUGCUGCAGCCUGCACUCUGCUGCACCCGGCCUUGCUUCCUGCACCAGCUUUGCUCUGCACCAGCUCCUGCGCUCUGCACCAGAUCGCCUGCACUCUGCUUGCCCUGCUGCGCCCCACUGCCGGCAAUGAUGCCCCUACACGCCCGAGCCAUCAUCAGCACUCCACGCCCCUGCCUCCCUGCACACCGAGCCUGCACUCUCCCCUCUGCGCGCCUGACCCUGCAAUCACGCCCCUGUUGCUUGCACGCCAGCCACUGCUGCUGCACAGCGCCUGCACUCCUGCUCGCUACAAAAAAAUCAGAUUGAAGGGGAGGUCGGGAUUGAUUUUGGGGGGUUGGAUGGUUGGUUGAUUUUGGGUCUCUUUGUUGGGGAGUUUCGUCUGAGUUUUGAGAGCAAUAGAAGGGGAUUUACUGG